AUGAGUAGAAAAGACGCAGAAGAGACUCUGAUGGGUUCUCUUGCAGAGAAGAUUAUUGAUGCUGAAAAAAUAGUUGCAAGAAGUGAGCUGGCCGACAAGCAGGCUGGGGUUUUCGAGGGAAAAGAAAAGAGCAACGAAGAGAAUGGAUUGAGAUACAAGAAGUUACAAACGAUAUUGGGGGAGGGGACAUUCAAAAAGGUGUACAAGGCCAUUGACCAGGAGGAGGGGAAGGAGGUCGCAUGGAACGAGAUCAAGAUUGGCGAAAAUGGGCAGGACGGCAAGGAAAGAACGCUGUUUUCGAAUGAAAUAGGGCUUCUGAAGUCAAUUUCGCACCCCAACAUCCUUCGGAUUCUUGACUAUUGGUUUACAUCUGAUAGCUUUAUAUUCAUCACGGAACUGAUGAGCGGGGGAACGCUCCGGCAGUACAUUGCAGAGAUAGGAGAUCUAAAUGUCAAGCUUAUAAAGAAGUGGGGAAGAAGCAUUCUUGAGGGGCUUGUGUAUUUGCACGGGCAAAGUCCUCCGAUAAUCCAUCGGGACAUCAAGUGUGAAAACAUCUUUGUGAAUGCAGCACUUGGAGAAGUGAAGAUUGGGGAUCUUGGCGUGGCAAAGGAGAGGAGGAUGAAGAGAUACACGGUUGUUGGGACGCCGCAGUUUAUGGCGAGAGAGAUGUUUGAAGGGGAAGGAUACUGCGAGAAGAUUGAUGUGUAUGCAUUUGGAAUGUGCCUAAUUGAGAUGGCUACAGGAGCAUAUCCAUAUAAAGAAUGCACCACGGCGGCUGAGGUUUACAAGGCGAUUAUACAAGGGGUUCCACCUGUUGCCCUGAACUCGAUCAAAGACAUAUGUCUUAGGAAUCUGAUUAUGAACUGCCUAGUUUCUGAAAAGGAUAGGCUGGGGAGUGCUGAGUGCCUCAAGCAUCACUUUUUCGACAGCAACAAUACCUGCAAUGGAGAAUGUAUUCCUGCAGAAUGCAUGUCUGGGGUUCCCUUGACUGCGCCUGCCAACGACAUGGAGAUAAGCUUUCUGUCAUUCAAAGACAAUGUGAUUACGUUCCAGCUUUUCUUCAUGAGCAUGGCAAGGUUCAUCAAGUUUGACUAUAAUCUGGAGGCCGACACGGUUGAGGACGUGACGAAUGAGAUGCUGGAGGAGGAGGUUGUGUCUGAGGAUCAAAGAGACACGCUUCUGAGGCUUCUAUCCCGAGGGAUUGAAAAGGCCAAGGAGAGGAUUAUGGAAGUGGAGAGCAGGGGGGCUGAAGAGGUGAUGAGGAAGUUGUGCAUGGACGGGGAGAAAGGUAAGGCCGAUGGGCCUAGAAACGACUUCAACAAAAUAACGGACAGGAAUCUAAGUAUGGAGGAGGUUGAGUCGAUGUUAGAGAUAGACGUGAAGGCAGGCGGCGGUGAGGUGAGCACCUCGCAAGGCACACUCCGCUCUGGAGGGAGCGAGAGCCAAAGAGUUGGAACGGAAGCACCUCAUUCGCCUCUAGUUAGUUCUGUGGAAUUACCAUCUGGAGAUGGGGUCAUAGAGGAGCAAAGAAGGAUCACAGGUGGAAAGUGCCCAGACGAAUCUGAGUGUCCAAACAGAAAGUAUGACGAGGAUGUUUCCAUUGAAGAAUUUGUGGCAGAUGUUUCAGCGGCAACAAAAAGAUCGUCUGAGACAGCGACCAAUUGGAUAAAGACGUUCAAGUCGAACGACAUUGACAGUGUGUUUGAGUUGAAGAUCCUUGUGGAUGAGGACUGGGACAAGCUCGGGCUUACUGUUUUUUCGAGUAGGGCAAUGAAGAACAUGCUGUAUGGGCUUGACAAGAUUCCUCUAAAGGAAAAGCAGCUUCCUACGAACACUUCUAUCAAGGAUUACGAGGGAAGAGUGGAGAUCAAGGAAUUCCUCCGUGAGAUUGGUGUGAUGGUGGGGAAAGAGAAGUGUGUGUCUAUAUGGGAAAGCAAGCUUCUUGCACAGGACAUCAGAACUGUUGAGGAGCUCAGGUCGUUGCAUCAAGAUGACUGGGACAGACUAGGGUUGUCUGUAUACUCGUGCAGAGUGAUCAAAAAUGUUAUUUACAAAAAGGGAAGGAUAGUGUUUUGCUAA
Molecule: messenger RNA, 2079 nt
Organism: Encephalitozoon hellem ATCC 50504
Lineage: Eukaryota; Fungi; Microsporidia; Unikaryonidae
Product: putative serine/threonine kinase
Exons: 1
Coding region: 1-2079 (692 amino acids)
Biological process (GO): intracellular signal transduction; protein phosphorylation
Cellular component (GO): cytoplasm
Molecular function (GO): protein serine/threonine kinase activity; ATP binding
Source: RefSeq, a predicted model, not a curated record